Messenger RNA from Funneliformis caledonium, 270 nucleotides. The record is from the annotation of a GenBank genome assembly. NCBI's taxonomy places the organism in Eukaryota, Fungi, Glomeromycota, Glomeromycetes, Glomerales, Glomeraceae.
AUGGAUGAUUCCGAACUUCAAGCAAUUCGACAAACUAGGUUACGCGAGUUGCAAGCUCAACAUACGUCUGGUGGUGGCUCCAAACCGACGGAGGAAGACAGCGAGCAAAAACGCCAAAAAGAAGAGACGAGGCAAGCAAUGCUGACACAAAUUCUGGAAAAUCAAGCUCGUGAGCGACUCGCAAGGAUCUCUAUGGUAAAGGCCGAUAAAGCGCGUGCAGUUGAGGAUCUUUUAAUUCGCAUGGUUCAAGCAGGUCAAUUACGUGGGAAA